GCGAGUAUCAUUCCCGUUCAGGGGUCAGUCCAGAAAUGGAAAGUCAGUGCAGAAAAGCAAAUAAUGCCAAACAUUUUUGCGACGCGUCACUGCACACCAAAACAAGACAAGCCAUAUUCUAAGUCUCACUACUCAAUUGCAAUGGCCGAGGUUAGAAAACAGGAGAAAGACUUCACAAAGGAAGUUGACGAGCUCCUACCAGAGACUUCCGCUCUCGUCAAGUCUGAGUCUGUUCAGCUGUCAGAUGCCUUGGAGAGAUUGCUUGCGCUAGAGAAGCAAACACGAAAUGCACGUCUUGCUAAUGACCUGCCUUCCACGACGCGUCUAGCUAAAGCGGCACUUGAACUCUGUUACGAAUCCCGAGACUACACACAACUCAACAGCACCAUCAGCUUACUGAGCAAGAAGCACGGCCAACUCAAAGUCGUUGUUCAAGCCAUCGUCGAACAGGCAAUAUCGUGGCUGCCUGGGAUUCGACAAGAGCAAGGUGUUGAGAAGUGGUUAGAGUUGGUUGAAACUCUGCGGUCUGUGACAGAGGGAAAGGCUAGUCCAUCACGUCAUGGACUAUCAACACAUUCUUAUGGCAUUUUUCUUGAGACGCCUCGUGCGCGUGUGACUCUCGCUCUCUCUCAUUACCAUGAAACUCUUUCCAAGGCUCCAAGCGCUUUGGCAGCUACAAUCAAAGAAGCACUACAGACAGCUUCUGAUCUCCUUAGCGACCUGCAAGUGGAAACUUACUCUUCGAUGGAGCGGAGAGAAAAGACGGAGUUUAUUCUAGAGCAGAUGAGGCUAUUGAUUGCUGUCGCUCGAUUGAAAGACGCGGAAGUUCCCGCGAAACAGGGGAAGAAUGCACUUGGAAGUGGUGAGCCGGAAUGGGUCAAGGCCAAAGUUGGUGGCCGCAAAGUCAACGAGUCGUUCCUCAAGGAAAAAGAGAAUGAGGAUCUCAAACUCAAAUAUUAUGAUCUAAUGAUCCAACAAGCUCUCCAUCAAAGUGCGUAUCUGGAAGUGGCGAAGCACUAUGAGAAGGUUUGGGAUACGCCGUCGAUAAAGGAGGACGAGAGUAAAAGUCGUGCUGCCCUCGAACACAUCGUUUAUUACGUGGUGCUUGCGCCUCAUGACAACGAACAGUCAGACAUGCUGCACCAUCUAUUUGCUAACCCCGCACUCGAGAAGCUUGAGCUCCAUUAUAACCUUGUCAAGUCAUUUGUGACCCGUGAAUUGAUGAGGUGGCCUGGAAUUGAAUCCUUGUAUGGACCUUUCUUGCGAACAACGCCGGUGUUCUCUGUUUCCAAGCAAUGGGAGGACCUCCAUACCCGCGUCGUCGAACAUAACGUACGCGUGGUCGCACAGUAUUACACUCGAAUCACCCUCUCCCGUCUCACGAUUCUUCUCGACCUUACACCACAGCAAACGGAAGAAACCCUUGCUCGGCUAGUUGUUUCACAUACCAUCUGGGCACGUGUAGACCGACCAGCAGGUAUCGUCAACUUCAGGAGUAAGCGCAGUGCAGAGGACGUGAUGAAUGAUUGGAGUUCAGACAUGCAAAAGCUACUUGGACUUGUAGAGAAGACUUGGAUAGGGAUGAACGCGGCACAGGCUGCUCAAUCUCGCAUCAAGGCAUAG
Molecule: messenger RNA, 1623 nt
Organism: Suillus subaureus
Lineage: Eukaryota; Fungi; Basidiomycota; Agaricomycetes; Boletales; Suillaceae
Product: PCI-domain-containing protein
Exons: 8
Coding region: 64-1623 (519 amino acids)
Cellular component (GO): cytoplasm; proteasome regulatory particle, lid subcomplex; nuclear proteasome complex
Source: RefSeq, a predicted model, not a curated record